AGAGAGGUUUGUUUUGUUCAUGUGUGGAGAGGUGGCUGCAGUCAGUGAUGAUUUUACAACACGCUGUCUCCUGCUGUUUAAAGUAUUUAGGCUGGGAUGAAAUGUUUUCUAAUAAUUAGUGAUUUUUGUGUUUGUUUAUCACCUGCACGGAGUUCCGUGAAAAGGAAAGCAUCCCUUUUCUGUGUUGAAUUUCACACACAGAGCGGAGCGCGUCAGUCGCAGCUACAGACAAGUCGAGCUUUUCAAUGAGAUGAUUUACUGAGAAACAAACGCGUUGAAGCUCCAGCAGAGCUCUGCGCGAUUCUGAAAGACCAAAGGAAAGUUACUCCUUGCAAAACAUGUUGUUUGUGUUCUUUCUUUAUCACACCAGAAGUGAUGAAUAUAUUUGAACGGGAAGGCUACAGUAAAAAAUAAAUAUUACUAAAUACAAACCGCAGGCGGCGUUUCUGAUUGAAAAGAGGAUUCCGCUAGACCAGUGUGAAACUCAAACCAGUGAAGAUGGACGCGUCAGGGUGUCCGUGUCGCUCUUUCAAGACGAGCUCGCCUCUACCAUCGAGCACGCAGUGAAAGCGGCACUACACACCGUCUUGUGUGCGAUUACUAAAGCUGUCGGCAGCAAAUUCACUGAAUUCAGAGUGGAAAUGGCUGGAAAGGAGAAAGAGAAUGAAAGUCUGAAGCUGAGAUUGGAAAUAUCAGAGAACGAGCUGAAAGCUGUGCGAGGGUGUAUAAACGCUACAGAUGCAGACAUCAAACAACCUUUAAUAUUUCAAGAUCCCAAAGAGAGCCACGCUAUCCCUGAAUCUGAAGCACAGGAGGGGCCAAAGAUAGAAGCAGAUUACACACAAGAGGAGUCCUUUGAGCAGGAGUGCUGCGCAAGUCUAAUGCAGGUUACAGAGCUGGCAUGUGUUAAAGAUGAAGAGGUCCCUCAACAGGAAUGUGUUCCUAUUAAAGAGGAAUUCAUAGAGCAGGAAUGUGUCCCCAUCGCAGAGGAACUUCCUCAUGAAAAUCAUGUCUGUACACUUGAGGAGAACAACAAGCUGGGAUCCAACCUGUAUGAUGACUCUCCAUCUGAAUGUGAACUGGGAUUUAGAGCUUCUAAAGUAGAUGAAGGAGAACACGACUCCACUCUAUCACCCCAGUGCAAAAACUCUUCUAAAGGCAAACCACAGUGCAAGAAACACAGAGAGACGACACCCCAAGAAGAAAAUGUGAAGACAUUGAGAACUCACUCAGUUACAAUCCCUUCUUUACAAGACAGACACCCACUUACUGUGGAGGGUACAGAGACGGCACAUUCUGUGUGUUUUAACAAUUCUGAAACCCAGGGCAACUUGAUGACCUUGCCUCAUUCUAUUAAAGGUGGGAAGAGUUCCUGUCAAUUAGACGCUCCUGAAACUCACAAGGGAAAUCCCACAGGAGGGACUACGUUUUCCUGGGCUGAUUGUGGGAAGAGUUUCAAUCAUAUAUCACUGCUUAAAAGACACCAGCGCAUUCACACAGGAGAGAAACCUUCCCACAUACAGACCAGUGAUAAGAGUUUCACACAGUUAGGAAAUCUUCAUUCACACCAGCGCAUUCACAUAAGAGAGAAACCUUAUCACUGUACUGAGUGUGGGAAGAGAUUAAGUAAUUUAGGAAACCUUAAAAUCCACCAGCGCAUUCACACAGGAGAGAAACCUUAUCACUGUUCUGUUUGUGGGAGGAGAUUCAGUGACUUAGGAUCCCUUAAAAGGCACCAGCGCAUUCACACAGGAGAGAAACCUUAUCACUGUGCUGUUUGUGGGAAGAGAUUCAACCAGUUAGGACACCUUAAAAGACACCAUAACAUUCACAUAGGUGUGUAAUUCUAUCCCUGCACUUAGUGUGAAGAAGUGAAGUCAGUUGCAGACUCUUACAGGACUAGCACAGUAUACCACAGUUAUCAUGCAGGCAGCUUGAAGUGGAAAAUCAAUACUGUUUCCAGCAGGGUGCGCCAGAGAGCUUUUAGCACGUUAAUGGGCUGCAUACCAUUGCUUCUUAACAAGGUGAUUUCUGCUCCUGAUGUGUUGAAUACUCCCCUCUCUCUCUAGUACUGGUCUCUCUGCUGUGCUUGAAAGAGUGACUACAGUUAACUUCAACUUUUUAAAACCUUUAGUCUCCUCUAGUCUUUUUUUUUUGUUCCAGACUGAAUAGAUUUAGUUCCCUCAACUGUUCUCUCAACAUAUUUAGGGUUGGUUGAGUGUACAAGGAAAACAACUGACUCUGGAGAGGAGUUACCAAUCAAUGCCAGCACACUGGAGAUCCAGAAUUCAGAACAUAGAACCAGGGAGGACAUUCGGCCCAUCAGUGCAGCAGCUGAUUGAUCUCAAACCUGUUAAGUCGGGUCUUAAAGGAUCCCAGCCCUAACAACAUGACUUGGUAACCCAUUCCAUCCCUCACCACACUGUGUGAGAAGGUGUCUUCUACCCUCUGUCCUAUGGCUAUUCACACUUAAUUUCCAGCAGUGUCCUCUGGCCCUGGUGUCAGUGCUAUGCUUUGAGGUAUUAGUUUGGGUUAACUUUGUCAACACCUUUCAAGUUUUUAAAGACUUCAGUGAAGUCCGCCUAAUUGUUCUGUGUUCAAGAUAAACAAAUUCAGUACCCUCUUCACAGCGCGUUCCUUUAAGCCCCGGGAUUAGUCUUCACCUUUGCUUCCCCGUUGCUGGUAGAAAUGAGUCUAUCACAACACCAAGGUCUUUCUCUCACACCCACUAUGUAUUUCAAUCCUACUUUUUUCCUACUAAAAAGAGACUUAGUAAUACAAUUGCUAAUGAAAGAAGCAGCUCAACCACAACACCUGGUAUAAUGAACAUGUUUGUGAGCUGAGUGUUUGCAGUACUAUACUGUAGAUAUGAAAUUCCAGAGAAUGCUUCAUUUUGCAUGACUGAUAACUAAUCAUUCUAUUGCCUUUAAUACUGUAUAUGGAGCCACCUGUCUGCACCUGCUGAUCCCAGCACUGAUCCUGCACUGUGUUAAGAGAACAAUGGAGAUCACAGACAGUGUGUCAAUAGAUUUGGAUCAUAGGGUACAGAGGAAAUAGUUUUCAAGUGAAGUAUGGAAAUUUGGAAGAGGAGGGCAUCAGACAGUAUCACAGUGUAGAUAAAGAAAGGGUCCUUGAUGAGGGUUUAGUGGUGAAGGAGUGCAUUUGCCUGGGAGAGGGUAUAAAACAGAGCAGGGUGGAGGGACCAGAGCAGCUGAAGAGUGGAAAAGCAGCAUCAGCACCUUGUCAAGAUGAAAGCCUGGACUACAAGAGCCAUUCUCCUCUCGGUCCUGACAGCAUGGCUUCUGUCAGGGGCUGAUGCAAGGAGCCUCCUUGAGGACUCUGAAGAGCUGGGAGAUGAUGAUUACCAGACCAGCAAGAGAGAACUGGAUCUCAGCAACACUUUGGAAGACUCAGAGGAGCAGGAAGGAGCACUGGAGAACAAGAGAGCACUGGAGGCAGAGGAUUCAGGUGACAGUGAUGCUGAGCUGGACAGUGAUGGACUCAAAGGAGAGCGGGAGUUGGGAGACAAUAUGAUGGAGAAAAGAGCUGACAUGGAUUCUGAAGUGGUCCUGACACAGUCCAUGGUAGUGAAGAAGGAUGCCCUGUCCAAAAGACACUACAGAAGUAAGUGUGUGUCUCUCUGGAGCUGGCUCCUGGUUUGGGUGAACUGCAUGGAUUGUAGACUGCAGGUCAAUUGAUUGAAGACAUUGAGAAACACUUCAGUAUUACAGCAUAUUCUACCAUGGAGUGGUUUCAUAGUUGUGGACAGACUGGGGGAAACACUUUGAAAUGAGCCCCUUGGUGUCUUCAUUAAGCCUGUAACAGCUAUCAGAAUCAACUGAUAUUCUCAGAGGAACAGAAAACAUUCCAGUAAAUGGAACACAAACAUGAAUAUAAAGUGAACUCUUAAAUCCAAUAACCACUGUUUCUGUUUUUCUUUUUCUUUGGAACAGCUUACUGUUGUAAGUAUUUUAUUUAAUUAUGGUACAU
Molecule: messenger RNA, 3990 nt
Organism: Acipenser ruthenus (sterlet)
Lineage: Eukaryota; Metazoa; Chordata; Actinopteri; Acipenseriformes; Acipenseridae
Exons: 8
Coding region: 3249-3698 (149 amino acids)
Source: RefSeq, a predicted model, not a curated record